This is a messenger RNA of Mandrillus leucophaeus (drill), 848 nucleotides long. It is a transcript of the gene HAUS1, whose product is annotated as HAUS augmin-like complex, subunit 1. The record is from RefSeq and is a predicted model, not a curated record. Gene Ontology annotation, cellular component: HAUS complex; cytosol. The transcript is spliced from 9 exons. NCBI's taxonomy places the organism in Eukaryota, Metazoa, Chordata, Mammalia, Primates, Cercopithecidae. The coding region runs from base 10 to 825 and encodes 271 amino acids. Gene Ontology annotation, biological process: spindle assembly; centrosome cycle.
GCCGCAGCUAUGGAGCCACUGGAGGAGAGAGAAACACAGGUUGCUGCGUGGUUAAAAAAAAUAUUUGGAGAUCAUCCCAUUCCACAGUAUGAGGUGAACCCACGGACCACAGAGAUUUUACAUCACCUUUCAGAACGCAACAGGGUCCGGGACAGGGAUGUCUACCUGGUAGUAGAGGACUUGAAGCAGAAAGCAAGUGAAUACGAAUCAGAAGCCAAGUAUCUUCAAGACCUUCUCAUGGAGAGUGUGAAUUUUUCCCCUGCCAACCUCUCUAGCACUGGUUCCAGGUAUCUGAAUGCUUUGGUUGACAGUUCAGUGGCCCUUGAAACAAAGGAUACCUCACUAGCUAGUUUUAUCCCUGCAGUGAAUGAUUUGACCUCUAAUCUCUUUCGUACCAAAUCAAAAAGUGAAGAAAUCAAGAUUGAACUGGAAAAACUUGAAAAAAAUCUAACUGCAACAUUAGUAUUAGAAAAAUGUCUACAAGAGGAUGUCAAGAAAGCAGAGUUGCAUCUGUCUAUAGAAAGGGCCAAAGUUGAUAAUCGUCGUCAGAACAUGGACUUUCUAAAAGCAAAGUCAGAGGAAUUCAGAUUUGGAAUCAAGGCUGCAGAGGAGCAACUUUCAGCCAGAGGCAUGGAUGCUUCUCUGUCUCAUCAGUCCCUAGUAGCACUGUCGGAGAAACUGGCAAGAUUAAAGCAACAGACUAUACCUUUGAAGAAAAAAUUGGAAUCCUAUUUAGACUUAAUGCCGAAUCCAUCUCUUGCUCGAGUGAAAAUUGAAGAAGCAAAGCGUGAAUUAAUGAUGUCUUGCUCUGUCAUCCAGAACUAGAGUGCAGUGGAGCAAUCAUAGCU